Messenger RNA from Paramuricea clavata, 1767 nucleotides. The record is from the annotation of a GenBank genome assembly. Lineage: Eukaryota; Metazoa; Cnidaria; Anthozoa; Malacalcyonacea; Plexauridae.
GAUAUUCUAAAGGCACUUUUAGAUGAAAUUGAAUUGCGCGAAGCACACGAGUCAUCUACGACGAACACGUCAAAACGAGAAGGAAGGAAAUCACAGUUUCUAGAUGGAUCGGCGACUGCUCUUGUGAAUCAUACCACCAGGGAAGGGAAACCAAGAUGCUUAUAUUGUUUACAAGAACAUUUAUCACAAAAUUGUAAGAAAAUUCAGGAUGCUGGUGAGCGUAAACAGAUACUUCGUAAGUACGGACGGUGUUUUAUAUGUUUAAAAAGAGGACAUAUUAGUAGUAAUUGUUUAAAUACGAGUAAAUGUAAUGCAUGCAGUAAACGACAUCAUAGUUCUAUUUGUGAGAGCCAUGCUAAUGGGUCUAUAACCGCUGACGUCGUUCAUUCCACACAUUCGUGCGUUGGGUCAGCAAAUAGAGUAGCAUUGCACACAGCUCAGGCUUUGGUGAUGGGAGGAAAGGAGAAUGUGAGAGUGCGGGUUAUGUUUGACUCAGGAAGUCAACGGUCAUUCGUUACGGGCAAGGUAGCUCAGAAGGCAGGAGUGGCAGUAAAGAGGAAAGAAUGGGUAGAAAUUAGAACGUUCGGACAGGAGAAAGUUGAAGGGAAGUUGAGAGAAGUGCUUGAAUUGAGUGUAGCCCCAGUACAAGGGGGAGAGAGUGUUAACAUUGAAGUUUAUGGAGUAGACAGCAUUUCACAGAUUAGGAAUGAGCAUGUAGAGACAAGGAAGAAAGAUUACCCACAUUUGCAAGAGUUAUGGUUUUCCGAUGUUUGUAAGACCAAGAAUGUGUUAGAAAUAGAGUUACUAAUCGGCGCAGAUUAUUUGUGGUUAUUUCAAGAAGGGCGUACGGUUAGGGGCAAGAGUGAUGAACCUGUUGCGGUACAAACCAAAUUAGGAUGGGUGUUGUCAGGUUCACUGAAGAGUAGCUCUGAAGAUGAUGAUGGUCCUACAUCGUGUGCACAGGUAAGUGUAAACCUUAUUGGGCAUGUAACUUCAUCGAAGAAUAGGUCCCUUGAAGCAUGUGUUGAAAAAUUAUGGGAUUAUGAAACGUUAGGUAUAAAGCAUGAAGAAGAAGCUAGUGAGUUAUUAAAUGAUUCAAUACAUUUCAAUGGCCAACGAUAUAGUCUAAGUUUACCUUGGAAGGAAGGGCAUAGUUUAUUGCCAUCUAAUUAUAGCUGUAGCGUGCAGAGAUUAAAGGGACAGCUUUUAAGAUUAAAGAAGGAGCCAGAAGGUUUACAAGAGUAUGAUAGAGUAAUUAAAGAACAGUUAGAGCUAGGUAUUAUAGAACCAGUUGUAGAGUUAGAGAGAGCUGAUAAGAUCCAUUAUUUACCACAUCAUGCUGUGGUUCGUAAAGAUGCAAAGACCACUAAGGUCAGGGUUGUGUAUGAUGCAUCGAGUAAAGAGACUAAGAAGGGUGUAUCUUUAAAUGACUGCUUGCAUGUUGGGCCACCUCUAUCCCCAUUGUUGUAUCACAUUAUAUUGCGUUUUAGAGAAAAGCGAAUAGCGCUUGUAGCAGAUAUAGAGAAGGCUUUUUUAAAUAUUGAAAUUGACCCGUGUGACAGAGAUUGUUUGAGAUUUCUUUGGGUGGGCAACAUACAUGAAGAUGAGGUGAAGCCAGUAGAGUAUAGAUUUUGUAGAGUUGUUUUUGGUGUGAACUGUUCACCAUUUUUGCUGAAUGCCACACUUCAACACCAUCUGGACCGCUUUUCGAAGGGUAAUCCUGAAUUGACUCGAAAGUUGAAGGACGGCUUUUAUGUUGAUGAUCUG